Messenger RNA from Calypte anna (Anna's hummingbird), 6184 nucleotides. RefSeq names its product forkhead box O4 (gene FOXO4). Gene Ontology annotation, cellular component: nucleus. Gene Ontology annotation, biological process: regulation of transcription by RNA polymerase II. Bases 113 to 1726 code for a protein of 537 amino acids. Lineage: Eukaryota; Metazoa; Chordata; Aves; Apodiformes; Trochilidae. Gene Ontology annotation, molecular function: RNA polymerase II cis-regulatory region sequence-specific DNA binding; DNA-binding transcription factor activity, RNA polymerase II-specific. The record is from RefSeq and is a predicted model, not a curated record. The transcript has 3 exons.
ACACAGCGGCGCGGCGGCAGCGGGGCCUGGGUCUCACAAAGGGGUGGGUGUCCGGGUCGAUGCGCGGCGCUGGACCGGCUCAGCCCCGGUGGUGGCGCUGAGAGGAGGGUCCAUGGAGGAGGCGGGCGGCGCUGCGGCGUCGCCAGACAUCGACCCCGACUUCGAGCCUCAGAGCCGGCCGCGUUCCUGCACCUGGCCGCUGCCGCGGCCUGAGCUGCCGGCGCAGGCGGGCGGCGCGGCGGGCGCGGCGGAGGAGGACCGGGGCGGCGCGGCGGAGGGGCCCGGACGGACCGAGGCGGCGCGGGCGGGCGGCGCAGCGGCGCGGAAGGGCGGCUCCCGGCGUAAUGCCUGGGGUAACCAGUCCUACGCCGAGCUCAUCAGUCAGGCCAUCGAGAGCGCCCCCGAAAAGCGCCUGACACUAGCGCAGAUCUACGAGUGGAUGGUCCGCUCCGUCCCCUACUUCAAAGACAAGGGUGACAGCAACAGCUCCGCCGGCUGGAAGAACUCUAUUAGACAUAACUUGUCCCUGCACAGCAAGUUCAUUAAAGUCCAUAAUGAAGCCACAGGAAAGAGCUCUUGGUGGAUGCUCAAUCCUGAGGGUGGUAAAAGUGGAAAAGCACCAAGAAGAAGAGCUGCGUCUAUGGACAACAGCAGCAAACUUGCAAAAGUCAGAGGUAAAGCAUCCAAAAAGAAGCCUUCUCUCCAGUCUGCUCCAGAAUCCACUGUUGACAGUCCUGGCUCCCAAUUCUCUAAGUGGCCUGGGAGCCCAUCUUCAAGAAGCAAUGAGGACUCUGAUAUGUGGAGCACCUUCCGGCCUCGAACCAGUUCCAAUGCAAGCACCAUUAGUGCAAGGCUUUCUCCUAUCCUGACAGAGCAGGAUGACCUUCCUGAUGAAGAGUUGCUUCCUUCUCUAGUGUACUCCAGUGCAUCCAGCAAUGUUCCACCAACUGUGACUGAGGAGCUUGAGCUCAUUGAUGGGUUAAACUUGAUGUCUCCCAGUUCAUCUGUGUUACCUGCUCAUCAGUCUGCCUCAGGCAGUCAGAUCCAGAGAGAUUCCAGCUUCUCCCUGCGAAGCCCAAAUGCAGCUGGUCACACCACUACAUUUGGCAAUUCCUUGUUUAAUCCUGUUGAUAUCUCACUGCAAAGUUCUGUCAGCCAUUUCUCUGGCCCUCAGACCUUGGAAGCUCUUCUGACACCCAGCUCUCCACCUCCAAGAGAUGUUAUGAUGACUCAGGUGGAUCCAGUUCUUCCACAGACUGGUAACAGGAUGAGCAGCCAAACUCUUCUGCUUCUGGGUGGACAAGCCACCCAGAGUAAGGUGAGCUCAGGCAAUCCACGAGGAAAGCCUGCAGAGCAGCAGGCAGAAUCAGUAGGUGCCAGUGUUUUGCCAUCAACACUUCCAAUUGCAACAUCUCCUCAAAACACUGCCAGCAUCACCAGUUUGAAGGCUCCAGUUUCUGUGACAACUGCCCAGUCAGUCCAGCUGGGCAGUCCUCUGCUCCUUUCUUCUGCUAGCCCUGCUCCCUUGGGAUUGAACCAGGACAGGCUGCCCAUUGAUCUGGACAUGGAUAUGUACAUGGAGAACCUUGAAUGUGAUAUGGAUUACAUAAUCAACAGUGAACUCAUGGAUGGAGAAGGACUGGACUUUAAUUUUGAACCUGUUCUGUCAACUGCCAGCUAUCCGAGCACCUCACAGGCCUCCAACCAUACCUGGGUACCAAGUUAACUUCAGGAGCACAAAAAGUGUCCUUCAGGUUUUGAACAUCAGGUUCUGACUUCCCUUCCCACCUCUGGCAGAGAAAAGAAUGGAGCAUUUUGGAUUCGGUUUCCCUGCACACAAUGCCUUGGGCAGAAGAUGCUGCCCACCUGGGAAGAAAAUGCAACCUGCAUCUGGCUGCAUCAGGAGGAGUUUAAAAAUAGUAUCUGGCUGCAACAGGAAGAGUGUUAAAAGAAGAAUCCUGUUACAUGCCAUGGCUCUUCCUGCAAACCUGACCCUGCUUUGGAUCAUCUGGAGAAAACCUGGGCUGUACAUGUCCAAAGAGGAGCCCUGGAAAAAAAACUAAGCCAGAAGACUGUGCCAGGCAAUAGCAUUUUCCCAUGUGAGGAGUUGGGUUUGUUGAAGGAAUGUCUCAAAUGCUACCCUCUCUCUGCUAUGGCAGAAAGUCUCCCAGUGCCUCAGGCUGGCAGAGGGCUGGCUCUGCUCUCACUUGGCUUGCCUUUUGGAGCAAAGUAGUUGGACAUUUUCAUUAAGCCACCAGAUGUGUGCUUGGUGUCGCCCAGACUUUCUGAGAAAAUAGAAGGAGCCUAUUGGUGGAAGCCAUGCAGGAAAAGAGUGUGCUAUUUCAGAGGUUGGUUUCAGUGUGCCCAUCUCCAGAGCACCCAUUACCAUUCUGCAGGGAAGGGUGAUGGUUGUGGUGUAGAAGCUUCCCCUUGUCCAUCUGAGUGGAACAGGAGGACAUUGUGUUUUUCACUGUGCCAACUGAGCCCCGUUGAAUCCGAAGGAUGCUUCAAGAAGGCCCUAUGCUGUUCUCAGCACUUUCCUAAUACACCAGGCUGCCCUGUAAAAUAAGCCCAGGUGCUACUAGCUGUUUCUGGGACAUAAAAACAUAACUUUGGGUUUGUUACUGAUCUGUCUUGCUACAGCAGAGAAAUGGAAAGCCUGGGUGUGGCCUUAACAGAGCCCUGGUUGCUUUUCAGAAGGGCAUUUUCUAUAGAUGGAAUAUUUUUUUACUAAUCUGGGAACUUUCUACAGUGAACAUGAAACCAAUGUUAAGUGUUUCCCCAUUAAGGUGUAUUAGGGAUCUCACUCUCUGAGAAGGUACCAGUGUCAGACUUCUUUUUCAGAGCUGUAUUAGGGAUAAACAUAUUUUAUUUUCAUAAUGCAUAUAAUUGAGAGGAGAAAAUUGGCAACUACCUGUGGUUUCAAACCACCCUUGGGAAGAGUUGUACUUUAUUGUAAUCUAUAUGUAAAAGUACCUGCAAAUUACAUAGAAGCUUUUCUAAACCUUUUUAAGUAUAUAUAUUAUAUAUUUUAAUUGAAAAUGAGAUUAUUGGAUAAAAAAAAAACAAAACACCACAUUUGUUGCAUCUAUUCCCUUGAUAUCGGAUCACAUUAUCAUAUGGGAGGGGCCACGCCUAAGGCUUUUUGGGCCAAGAAGCUGAAAAUGUUAUUGGAAAAGUGGGAAGGGCACCUUGUUGUAGUUGGGAACAGCUGUUCUCCUUAGAACAGGCAGAAGGUCCCUGCAUGGCAAGACAUUCAGGCACAGCUGCUCAGUCUCUUUCCUGGAGUGAGCACUCCUGACAAACCAGGAACAUGGUGUUAGGGAAUGCUAAUCAUUAACUGCGUGCUCAUUCUCAUGUAAUCUGUUAAGUAGCUGGACUGCAGCUGGUGAACAGGACAGAUUCCCUAGUUUGCCAAGAAGAUAGUUUGGACUAGAUCCUGCUAGGUCUGCUGACACUCUGGGUAGUCCUUGGGGAGGCUCAGUUGGUUCUACUUGUUAGCUCACUUUUGGGUUUCUGAAGGUUUUUUUUUUGGUGAAGUUGCUGCUUCUGCUGUGAAACUUGAAGCCUGUAGGCACACCUAUGGUAACGUGCCUGGGAUUCUGCCCUGUCUCUUUUUUCUUGCAGGACAGAAGAUAGGAGACAAGAAGUUAGUUCAGAGCAUUAGCUGGCCUGUUGCUGUCACCUCUUUCAGUGUUUGCAAUGGUAGGAUCUGUGGGAGACAUGGGCUGUCAUGGUGUUAUGGUAGACUUGUUCUGGCAGAAAGCCUCUCUGGUGCUUUUUGAACGUGGUGGUAGUGGUUUCUGUUCAGAAGGUUGGUAUCAUGCAGUGCAAUGAACCAUGCUGCUUUACCAACCUUGUCUGCCCUGUUUUCUUGGGUUUUAAUUCAUUUUCAUUUAAGAGGAAAUUGGAACAGGAGUGGUUUAUUUAUUUACAUGCAACAAGGAGUCUUUCAACAGUCUCAUCUUUAGAGUACUCUGCCACAGAGCCUUCAAAUAGUUCACUAACCUUUGCUGUGAAAGCUGUCUUCAUGACACACCUCAUGGUGACAUGUUUCAAAUUUACCCACAAUAUGCAUCUCUGGCCACACCUUUUUGUAAUGAGGAAAGAAGGCAGCAGAUCCUAAGCUGGGAUCCCAGGUUGUGCAGACUUGAGUGAUGGAUGCAUAUUCUCAUUGCAGUUAGUUCAGUACACAAAUGGAUGGAUACCUUUUCCACAAACACCUGAUGGCAUGUGCAGCACAAAAGAAUCAGGGAUUAUGGGCUACAGUUAAGAGAUCUGGUGUGAUUGUGUUAUUUGGCACUUUGUGUCACUUUGUCAGCUUGGAAGCUGAGAGGAAAUGAAUCCCACGAUCUCCAGAGCAAGUUUCACAGCUGUGUGUGAAAGGACAAGACAUCGGUAUGUUUGUUCAUCUUGUAUGUGAAUCUCUUGCUCAUUUCUUAAGAAAAAGAGCCCAAAGCUGUAGGAAGGAUGAUAUGAAUACCCAGUACCACAGAGCUGUGAAUCCAUGGUGAGCUGUUUACGGAUGGGUUGGUGUGUAGGACAGAAGUGCUGUCUUCAGGCUGUUCAAGGUGGACUGUGUGUGAUGGCAUUGGGGACCUGGCCUGAUCUCUGACUGUGGAGACCCUCACUCUGAGCACUUGAGUAGUAGCCCAGGGACAUCUGACAUACUCUCAGCUAGUACAUGUCCUCAGCAUGUUCCAGCUGAAGGAGCUGCAGCCCAGAUACACCAAGGCUCAUCAUGGUUGGUGUCCUACAGAGUGAGUCCUUUUAUGGAAUGAAGCACGUAUCUUUCCCCACCCCAUACUACCAGGCCAAACUCCUGAGGAAUCAUCUGCCCCAGGGACAGCACUAGAGAUAGGGGCACUUUUGGCUGGAGUCCUGCCAUACCAAUGUGCUGUCAGUGACAUCUCUGUCUUGCAGCAGUCUAUGCAGGUGCUCUCCAUUUCCUCAACAGAAGCUGGCCUGCUGCUGAAGGAGCCUGAGAGCACAUUGUUGGGUUGUUAGGAAAACCAGCAGUGCUCAGAGUACUCAAUAGAGCAUGAACGCAAUGUGGCAGGCUUAGGCAGACAACUUAGCUUUCCAUUUGUAUGUGUAGCAGGAUAACUUGAAUCAUGGGCACAGAGGACAGGCAUGCAGAGAAUUUAGGAGUUCUCCAGCCCCUUCUCAAAUAGCUUCCUUUUCACAAACCUUGAGCUUUUCUAGACUGGGGCUAAACUUCAAAGUUCCUAAACUGCUGCUUGCUGAAAGGCUGUACCUCACAGGGAGUUGCUCAAUACUUGUCCAUUUUUUUAAUUCUUGCCCAAAGUGUUUGCUGCUGACUGCUGCUGGAUUCAGGACAAUGUCUUGGUGGAUCUUCAUGGCAUCACAGAACCCAUAUUUGUGGAGUAGAUUUUGCUCUAAUAAAAGAUUGUGCUUUUGAGAGCAGCUGUAAGCUGAGUGGGGAGGGAAGUGACAUGGGGAGUGAUGCUCCUGAAUAAUAAGGGGAGUGAGCAGGGGACUUCUGACAUGAAGCCAUAGGUUGUACUGCAUGUGUUUUCUUUGUCCUCACUGAGCUUGGGUAACAAGUUUUUCAUCUCCAGAGGAUCAAAUGCCAUCUUCCACACUGUGAAGCUACCAUGCAGCUUUGGGCCACAAAGGAUUUGUCUAACUGAGCCCAUGGAGCCUAUAAGGAGUCAAGCUUGUUGCUUUUAUUUACACCUGGGUUUAGCAAAUUUUUUGAGCUUCCUUUAUAAUUUAAGCAUCUUUUACUAUACUCCAAGCCUGUGAGAGCUUGGAAAGCUUCUUGGAGCCUUUACAUUUCCUUGGUGUGUCUAAAAACAUGUCUUCCCCUACCCUGUGCUGCUUUAAAAACAGCAGUCAAAUCACCCUAGUAAAUGAGAGGAAUGAAAGCCCUGGGAGCAUUCCAGAGCCUGGGUGUAUUAAUAACUUUGGCUCAUACUAGAAGCAAGUAGCACUAAUCAGCUUUUCCAAAUGAAAUGCCUAGAAAGCUUUUAUGUAGAUUGUAAUUUGUAAAUUUUCUUAUUUAGUUGAUUAUUUAUAGUCACACUGAAAUGCUUCAGAGCUAGCCUUGCUUGUCUGGUGACAUGGGUGGGAGUGUUUUGGGACUGGUGUCCUGGACUGUCAACAAAAUAAUGUACAAAUUUUGUCCCAUUAUAAAAAAAUAAACCCCAAACAACCAAAC